AUGCUUACUCGCCCACUUAGAACGGUGACAACUGACCAUGAUGGCGGCGUGCAUAAAUGCGCGGGUGAGAAGCGCGAGCCCCGGUCAACUGCAUCGGGGUGGAACGUCGGAGGCAGUGGGUCGCCCGUAGACGACCAGCCAGACGACUUGAUCAAGAGGCUUCGAGAUCCUGCUGCGCGUCGAGAUUUCAAAACUCUCUCCCUCUUCGGCCCUCACGGGGUUGGAUGUCAGAUCACGGCGAAGGAUGCGCUAACUACCGCAGACGGGAAGUAUCUCGCCGACACCAUCGUGGACUUCCACAACAUGACACUGCUCAUGAUUCACGAGACGCAGCUGCCAACAGACAACCCUGGCAAGGCUGCUGCGAUGGUGCGGGAAGCUGAGCACAUCGUCAUACCGAAAGAGGUGAUUCCGCAGCAGACCAACGACAAGGAUUGUGGGGUUUUUGUGUGCAUGUACAUGAAAGCUCUCGUGAGGUCGGAUUUCACCACGGUUCGCAAGUGGGUGUCAUGCGACGGUGUUACAGCGAAAGACUUCAGACGCGGCAUGCGCGCCGAUGUAUGCAGUCUCGCCGCUGGAGAGCUGAUGGUGCAACUGCUAAUGGAGGGGGUUGUGGUGCCCCUUCAGCCGAUUCCAGUAGUCGGUGACCAGGGGGUGCUGCUGUUCCCAAGGGGAGAUGACGUGCGCCUGGAACUGGCACGGCUAUCGCGUGAUCGAACCAACAUGGAGCUGGACGGGUUCGUAAUGGCCUCGGCGAUCACGAGCAUAGCCAGGGCGUUGGGGUACAACCUAAAUGAGCUCCGGGCAGCAUGUGCUCACGAGCUGGGCACGUGUGGGACGCCUCUUCUCGUACGAUCACAUGCGGCUGAGAACUUGGCAGAGCGUCAGGCCUGCAAGGAGAUGCUGGCCGAUAUGCUGCACGAGAAGCCAGAGCCUCUACCUCCUUCCCCCGCGAUAUGGUCCCACAAACAUCAGGAUGAGACCGACGCGGCCCUCAAGGCGCGCAUAGAAAGCACGGAGAUGAACGGCCCGAACACACCUGAUACCUCACCAGGGAAGGGUCAGGUCGGUGAGAUGCGAAAGACACGGUCUGCAGCGGCGAGGGCAAAAGCGGGUGCUGGCAUAGGGGAGAAGAAGAGGGGUGGCACGAGCGAGUACACUGGAGUCUGGUUUGAGACGCGUGUCAGGAAGUGGUGCACAAAGUUAACGGCCGAUCCGAGCACAUGCCGUCAGGUUCGGCUGGGCGCAUACCAGAGGGAGGAGGACGCGGCUUACGCUUACGCCGCUGGAGCAUUCGUGAUACGGAGGAAGGACACCUUUCCCAAGGUCAUGGAACUGAACGCGGGUGAGAUGGCUGCGCUUGAGGGGUGCAUUGAGGAUGACGUGCGUCACCUCGUGCAUAAACGGCAGUGGUAUCGGUGGAGGGAAUGGCGGAAGGCAAUGGAUGACAUAGGGGUCAAGCCAGGCACACCUUUUGAGCUGGAGAAGAGUGGCAAGGCGAACUCUCAGGCUCCCCGCCACGGCAAUAGUGUGGUCGCACCUGGCGAAGCGGGUAAUGCGGAUGGGGAGAGCGUAGAAGGUUCCCCUGGAGCAGGGUCGGAUGCGUCCUCCCCGGAGCCCAACCCGACCGACGCACGUGAGGGCGAGAGCUCCGCGUCGCGUGGUACUGCGACGCUUCGGCGGAAGGAAGGACCGUGCGCGUCUGUUGGUAAUGGGAGCAAGGCUAGGCCCGAAAAGCGUCGCAAAGUAUCGGACCUGCCUGGUGCGGAGGAAGAGGCGGACGCGCCGCCACCGGAACCCGAGCCCGAGUCAAGCGAUGACGACCCGAACGAAGCGCUUCCGCGUGUCAAUGCUGCUGCCGACGACGACGCAGAGGAGACUAAUGAGGAACGCUCUGACUCGGCCCCUGUUACGAGGGUGGAGUUUGACGCUAUGCGCAAAACCCAACAGGACACGGCUGUGACCCUUGCGAGGCUCGAGACGGCGCUGUUGGCGUCUCUUGCCAACCACACUGCAAAGAAGCGGAAGAGCGACAACGCGCGAGUCGAUUGCGAUAGGGCGACGAAUGCAAGGAAGGGGCGUCGCGUUGCAACGCCGGAAGAGUCCGAACUGGACGAGGACGAGGAGAUAUGCGAGCAGUUGCGUGUGCAUCUCUUCAUCGCGGCGGACAGCAAGUCCAUGACGUUCUACCCGUGCAGCGCGGCAAAGACGGCAGCUUUGUGCGCCGUCAUCGAGAACCUGCCCCUCCCUUUCUCCAGUCUGGCUCUGGCGGCAGACAAGGCUAGGCGCUCCGACCUCAACCGCACACUGAGCGACUGGAAGACGGCGGCUGCUGGACGCGUGCGCGACAUUGCGCUGCCGAAGCUGGGGCUUUUCCGCGACGAACGGGACGCGCGAAGCCCGUGGGCGGCACCUAGGGCACGUUCGGCGGCGAGGGUCCGGGAGCGACUUGCGUUGACGUUGGAUGGGGAGGGUAAGUCACAUUUUGAAAUGCACCGCAGGCCUCGUAUGAUCAACGGCACUGUGACGCUGAAGCUGUACCACAUGGCGUGGCUCGAGCACGUGGUGACGGAUGCCAUCCGCUUCUGGGAAACGCGCAAGGGAAGGCUAUCCAACUCUGCGGGUGUCAACGCGCAGAUCGUGGACGGGCUCCGCGAGUGUGCACUGACGGACGUUAUGGCGGCGGUCGAUGAGUUCCAGCCGGCGUACGACGCGCCCACUUCAUCGUGGGCAUGGGGCCGCCAUGGCCUGCGCCUUUCUUCCUGCGGCAUCGAGCGACAGGCGACAGCGGCGCCAGCUGGCAGCGAGAGCGUGAGGGAGGGAGACAAUCUCUCUCUGAACUGA
Messenger RNA from Closterium sp. Naga37s-1, 2844 nucleotides. NCBI's taxonomy places the organism in Eukaryota, Viridiplantae, Streptophyta, Zygnematophyceae, Desmidiales, Closteriaceae. The record is from the annotation of a GenBank genome assembly.